GUGGAGCGCUGCAGAGCCUCGGAGGAGCCUCCAGACACUUUGAGCCCCGGGCCGUUCAGGUCACAGAGACUCAGCGGGGUUAUGUGAUGUUAUGAGGCUCUUGGAAGCUGGUCGCGUCUUUGGGAAACGGGAAUUUAACUGGAUUAUAUUCUAAUCGGGUCAUUAAACAAUAUCUGCUGGAUUUGGUUCAAGAGGAUGGAGUUGAGGAAAAUUGUGCCAAAUCUGCUUGUCCUGUACGUUGCGUUUGGACACUUCUCCGAAUCGUCGGAAUUUAAAGUGAUUAAUGUAUUGGAGCUCCAUGAUGCACGUCAGACAGCUGCAGCUAUAGAGAGUCUGUCUGGAGCGCUGCAGACGGUAGGAGAUCUGUACAUCACCUCCACCUUCAUGCUGCCACCCAAACUCAGCGGCGUAUUGUUCGGUCUCUAUGAUAAAGAGGACAACAAGAAAUACCUGGAGGUUGCUGUUGUAGGCAAUAUCAACAAAUUACUGGUUCGAUACUUGUGCUCUGAUGGAAAAGCUCAUGCUGUCAAUUUACAAAACCCAGUCCUCGCUGAGGGACGCACCCAAUCACUUAUACUCAGAAUGAGUGGACUGAGACGCAGUCACAUAAACCUAGAGCUUUACGUAAACUGCCGUUUGGUGGACUCUGCUCAGGGCCUCCCUUCAUUUGUCGGGCUUCCAUCAAAGGCAGAAUAUUUGGAUGUUCGCACCGGACAGAAAUCUUAUGCCAGGAUACAGGGUUCAAUAGAGUCUGUUAAACUAGCUCUCGGAGGCUCUCUCGCUACAGCUGGUCUUCUCAUUGACUGUCCAUUCCAAGGAGAUUCAGCUAUAAGCAAUGCAGUAGGCAGUGACAUUAAUGCCAUCCUCGGUGAUCACACCAAAGCUCUGAUCGGACAGUUGAUCAUCUUUAACCAGAUCAUGGGAGAGCUGAGAGAGGAUAUCAGAGAACAGACAAAAGAGAUGUCUCUCAUCAGAAACACUAUUCUUGAAUGUCAAGUGUGUGGAUUCCAUGAGCCUCAGUCCCGAUGUCAUCCUAACCCCUGCUAUAACGCUGUGAGCUGCAUGGAGAGCACGAUGUACCCAGGAUAUCAGUGCGGCCCCUGUCCAGAGGGCAUGACUGGAAACGGAACACACUGCCAGGACAUUGAUGAGUGUACUGCUCAGCCCUGUUUUUCUGCAGAGUUGUGUGUGAACACAGCUAAAGGCUUCACCUGUGAGUCCUGUCCCAUAGGAUUCACUGGUCCAACACUCAGGGGGGUUGGUGUUGAGUUUGCCAAGAGCCACAAGCAGGAAUGUGUUGAUAUUGAUGAGUGUGCUGAGCACUCUGUUGCCUGUGUGCCCAACUCAGUCUGUAUAAAUACAGUGGGAUCGUUCAAGUGUGGCCAGUGUAAAGCUGGAUUUGUGGGUAAUCAGACUGCAGGCUGUUUUGCAAGGAGGACGUGUGAAACUCUGGGCUAUAACCCCUGUGAUGUGAAUGCACACUGUAUGAUGGGCCGCAACAGUGACAUUUCCUGUGUGUGUAACGUUGGCUGGGCAGGUAAUGGGAACACCUGUGGUCCAGACUCAGACAUUGAUGGUUAUCCUGAUGGGCCUCUUCCAUGCAUUGACAACGACAAACACUGCAGAGCGGACAACUGUGCAAAUACCCCAAACUCUGGGCAAGAGGACACAGAUGGAGAUGGGAUUGGUGAUCAAUGUGACGAGGAUGCAGACGGAGAUGGAAUUAAAAAUGUUGAGGACAACUGUCGUCUGGUACCCAAUAAGGACCAGCAGAACUCUGACACAGACUCCUAUGGCGAUGCUUGUGAUAACUGCCCCAACGUUCCCAAUGGAGAUCAGCUUGAUACUGAUGGCAAUGGCAAGGGAGACAUCUGUGACAAUGAUAUUGAUGGAGAUGGCAUCCCUAACGUGUUGGAUAACUGUCCUAAGAUACCCAACCCCAUGCAGACAGACCGAGAUGCAGAUGGUGUAGGAGAUGCGUGCGACAGCUGUCCUGAGGUCAACGAUCCAUUGCAGUCAGAUAUGGACAACGAUUUGGUGGGAGAUGUAUGUGAUACAAACAAGGACAUGGAUGGUGAUGGUUAUCAGGACACGCGGGAUAACUGCCCUGAAGUGCCCAACAGUUCUCAGCUGGACUCAGAUAAUGAUGGCAUCGGGGACGAGUGUGAUGAUGAUGAUGAUAAUGAUGGAAUUCCAGAUAUCCUUCCUCCCGGCCCAGAUAACUGCAGACUUGUUCCCAACCCCAGUCAAAAAGAUACUGAUGCUAAUGGGGUUGGUGACAUGUGUGAGACAGACUUUGACAAUGAUAAGGUGACUGACUUGAUGGAUGCAUGCCCUGAAAGUGCAGAGGUCACUAUGACAGAUUUCAGGGCAUUUCAGACAGUCAUUCUCGACCCGGAAGGAGAUGCUCAGAUCGACCCCAACUGGGUGGUACUGAAUAAGGGAAUGGAGAUUGUGCAGACCAUGAACAGCGACCCUGGUUUGGCUGUGGGCUACACAGCAUUUAAUGGUGUUGAUUUUGAGGGAACAAUCCAUGUGAACACAGCCACUGAUGAUGAUUAUGUGGGAUUCAUCUUUGGCUAUCAGGACUCUUCCAGCUUCUAUGUGGUGUUGUGGAAACAGACAGAACAGACAUAUUGGCAGAAUUUACCUUUCAAAGCCUCAGCUCAGCCUGGACUACAGCUUAAGGCAGUGAAGUCUCGUACAGGUCCUGGUGAGUAUCUGCGUAAUGCCCUGUGGCACACAGGAGACACACCAGGGGAAGUUACUUUGCUCUGGAAGGACCCAAGGAAUGUGGGUUGGAAGGACAGAACUUCCUAUGGCUGGCACCUCACUCACCGCCCACAGGUGGGCUACAUACGAUUAAGAUUGUAUGAAGGUACAGCACUGGUGGCAGAUUCAGGAGUCCUGAUAGACACAACUAUGAGAGGGGGGCGGCUGGGCAUCUUCUGCUUCUCUCAGGAGAACGUCAUAUGGUCUAAUCUUGGCUAUAGAUGCAAUGAUUCUAUUCCAGAUGACUUUAUGCUGUACCAGAAGCAUAUGAAUGUGAGGACAUAAGCAUCCCCUCAUCUCAAGAAGCUGUGUGUUUAUGUAUUAUGUGUGUUCAGAGAGGUAGGAUGAGAUAACGAUUGAAAUUAGUUUUUUAUCUUUUGAAAUUCUGAAGAGUAUCAAAAUUAUACACUACACAGCACACGUUUGCAUUGUGCACCAUCAUGAGUAUUAUGGUGUGGUAUAAGAAAAAUGUUUUACUGUGCUAUUUGGGUGAGAAUCAACAAACCCUAAGAUAUAAAGCUAAUGGAAUAAAUGUUCUAAAUAUUUAAAAGCAAUUAAUAAGGUUGUAAAUUAAUACAGGCAAUACAAAUGACUAAAUAAGUUGACUGAAUUUGGCGGCUUGCAAAUAUGUUCAUAAAAAAGAGUCCAUAGACAUUUGUGCAUGAUAAAUGUGCACAGUUGUGUUGUCUUGAUUCAGUGAUUGAGCCAUUUUCUCAUGGUUUUCCCAUCCAGGUCCUCAUAAAGCCACUUUCAUCCAAAGAGACUAUGAUUGUGAGGUUAUUUUGGUCAUUUCAGUACCAUGGACAGUGCUCUACUACAUAUCUGCCACAGUGUGGCACAAAACUUUACUGAAGAAAAUAAAUAAGGGCGUUUAGAAAAAUGCAUAACAGGAGUAUUUGUAUGAUUUAGCCCAGACAUAAACAAUUUGGUGGUUAGCCAUGGUGUGA
Sinocyclocheilus anshuiensis is the source of this 3719-nucleotide messenger RNA. It is a transcript of the gene thbs3b, whose product is annotated as thrombospondin 3b. Gene Ontology annotation, cellular component: extracellular region. Gene Ontology annotation, molecular function: calcium ion binding. Lineage: Eukaryota; Metazoa; Chordata; Actinopteri; Cypriniformes; Cyprinidae. Bases 196 to 3057 code for a protein of 953 amino acids. The transcript has 23 exons. The record is from RefSeq and is a predicted model, not a curated record. Gene Ontology annotation, biological process: cell adhesion.